GUCGGAGAUUAACAUCCACGCGCAAACUUACUUCCAGACGAACGUGUAAUAAUGCAGUAAUCUUUCAACUAUAACAUACGUGAUUUGAUAACGAGAAUAUCUAUUAUAAUAACCUUGGGCCUUAAUAUAUGCAUACAACCUUUUUGGAACAAUAAAAAAAACUUGCAAUGAUUCUUUGCAAAUGGAUCUGGAUAUUUCUCGUAUUCUGCGUUUCUCAUAUCAAGACUGAUCUGUGGAGAAAAGUGGAGAAUCAUCCGGCAUGGAAGAUCCUAGACGCCUUUGAGUGCGGCUUCAGUGCGUCCGAUCGUAUCAUUGGAGGACUCAACGCAGCUCUGGGACAGUUCCCGUGGAUCGUACGACUAGGAUACCACACACCUGGAGAAUCGGAACUGGACUGGAUGUGCGGAGGUGCGCUCAUAACGGACAAACAUGUCGUCACGGCGGCACAUUGUGUGCAGAAUGGGGAAGACUUCACGCUGACAACCAUACGUGUAGGCGAGCAUAACACUAAAACCAAUCCAGACUGCGAGCUCCAUGUGUGCGCGCCACCCAUCCAAGACCGGAGCAUCAAAGCCAUCAAGAGCCACCCCAAGUACAACAAGCCGGAGUUCCACAAUGACCUGGCACUUAUCGUGCUGGACAGACCGGUUCAGCUGAAUGACUAUGUAGUGCCUAUAUGCUUGCCCCGCGGUGACCAGCUGUCUGCCCCACGCUUGGGCGAACCUUUGACUGCGGCGGGCUGGGGCACCAUGAAUAUGACCACCGAAGAACGAGCUAAGAUACUGCAAUACGUGGCGGUGCCGAUAGUGAAACCUGAGUUGUGCAAUUUGUUCGGUGGUGGUUUCAAGGUUGCCAGCACAGAAAUAUGCGCAGGCGCACAGCACAACAAGGACGCCUGUGGUGGUGAUUCAGGAGGGCCACUGAUGAAGGUAUUCGAUACACCAGACGGACCGAAGAACGUUUUAGUGGGAGUGGUAUCUUUCGGUCCCACGAUAUGCGGUAUCAGGAAACCUGGAGUUUACACCUCGGUGCCGCACUUCUUGAAGUGGAUACUGGAUAAUGUCAUGAACUUACAGGUACGCAAAUAAAAACACGACCGCUGACCUAGUGCAUGGGAGCGUGCAAAUUCACAUUUUAAAA
Messenger RNA from Pararge aegeria (speckled wood butterfly), 1140 nucleotides. Its product is annotated as CLIP domain-containing serine protease 2-like. The transcript is spliced from 8 exons. Gene Ontology annotation, molecular function: serine-type endopeptidase activity. The coding region runs from base 168 to 1088 and encodes 306 amino acids. The record is from RefSeq and is a predicted model, not a curated record. Gene Ontology annotation, biological process: proteolysis. NCBI's taxonomy places the organism in Eukaryota, Metazoa, Arthropoda, Insecta, Lepidoptera, Nymphalidae.